Lichtheimia ornata is the source of this 1596-nucleotide messenger RNA. RefSeq lists its product as uncharacterized. NCBI's taxonomy places the organism in Eukaryota, Fungi, Mucoromycota, Mucoromycetes, Mucorales, Lichtheimiaceae. The record is from RefSeq and is a predicted model, not a curated record. The coding region runs from base 1 to 1596 and encodes 531 amino acids. The transcript is spliced from 5 exons.
AUGACUGCACAACGACGUGGUCGAAACGGUUACGGUAGUCGAAAGCGACAGCGACAAGUGAUACCCCAACCACAACCAUCACAAUCAACCUCUGAAGAAGAAAGUACUGAUGGUGGAUCAGUGACCCGUUGUGUAUGUGGAGAAUCUCACAAUAUGGGAUUGAUGGUGCAAUGCGACCAAUGCGAAGUAUGGCAACACUGUGAAUGCGUGGGCUUGGAGGAACAAGAUAUACCAGAUCAGUAUUAUUGUGAAGAGUGUAAACCGGAAAAUCACUCUGUGAUCAGAUUGAGUCAUGGAAGGGUGAGACGCUCCUACAGCUCCAUAGGACACCAUGCUCCAUCUGCCAAUGUGGAAAAGAAAGCUCCGAAGAAACGAAUGACAUUCAACAGUCGUGAAGCAUCCAUGUCACUCGAAGAUGUUUUGGCAGCAAGAAAUGCAUUGGAAUUUUCUCGUUCUUUACUUGAUCCCAUUCCCGAUUCACCACCUCAACAUCAACAACAUCAACAAUUGGAUGAACAUGAUACAGUGGAAGAAAAAGCAACGUCACAAUCACCAUCUACUGAUACAAAGGAGCAUGAUGCUACUAUUCUGGAAACCAAUACUGCUACUGAUGAUGCAAUGGAGGUGGAUAAAGUUAUCAGCAAACCAAAGCGAUUGAAUAGUGGACGAUCGAACAAGAAUGAUGAUAAUGGACGACAAGGUAGCGAUUCAUCAUCUGUUGCCAGUGGAAGAGUGGCCAAAGCGAAUGAGAAGCGACCUCGUGCGAAUAAUGGGCGACGUACCAAUUCAUCCGGUUCUAAACGUGGACAAAGCGGUGGAGUGGGUGGUGGUGGUGGAAGCAAACCUCGUUCUCGAACAUCGACACCUCAACCAGUUGACAAUGCAAGUAGCUCCAGUACAUCCGAUGCACGAUCCUCUAUCUUUGAUAAAUUAUCACCAGCCGCACGUGAAUCAUCUCCACCUGCUCGUGUGCGAUAUCCAUCAGCCCGAAUGACCAUAUCAGAGAUGAAUCGAAGAACAAAGCAAAUCUUGGAAUACAUCAGCUCAAUUCAAGUGGAAAUGGCCAACAAGGAAACAAUGUCACCAGCAUGUCAUUGUCCGCAAACAACAACCACAACAACAACAUCAUCAUCACCACCCUCAUCAUCAUCCAACAAUCCUAUCGGUGCAGGCACUGACCAUAACAACAACAACAAUAACAGCAACAAACCUGCAUCCAUCAUCAUUCCAGAAAGAAAAGUACACGAUUCGCCAUCCUCUUCUAUGAGUAGUGCAAGUACAAUACCCCUUGAGGAGUCGGCAUUGGAAGAGGAAGCACGAAUACAUCAUGAAGAAAAGAGUGUGGCAGAAGAGGCUAUUGAAAAGAUGAAUGCAAGCAAGGAACAGUCAUCGUUGGAGAUCAUGGACAUGCUGACACGUGAGCUUAUCAAAUUUCAACGACGUUUUGGUUCCACAGCUGUUGCUACCCAAUUAGGCCGAGGUCGUCAAAGAGAUAUGGUAGCCAAUGAUGAUGAACGAGAAGGACGGAUUACGCGUAGUCGAGAAGCCAGUGCAAGUAGUAGUUUCUUUUCUGAAAAGCGAACGGCACAUGCUUAA